Molecule: messenger RNA, 2769 nt
Organism: Nannospalax galili (Upper Galilee mountains blind mole rat)
Lineage: Eukaryota; Metazoa; Chordata; Mammalia; Rodentia; Spalacidae
Gene: Maf
Product: MAF bZIP transcription factor
Exons: 4
Coding region: 228-1046 (272 amino acids)
Biological process (GO): lens fiber cell differentiation; regulation of transcription by RNA polymerase II
Cellular component (GO): nucleus
Molecular function (GO): DNA-binding transcription factor activity, RNA polymerase II-specific; RNA polymerase II cis-regulatory region sequence-specific DNA binding
Source: RefSeq, a predicted model, not a curated record
UACAUCGGCGUGAGAGCGGGGAGGGAGGGCGGGCGCGGGGGGCUGCGGGCAGGGCGGGGGGUGUGUGCGCGCUCCGAGCUUUCGGGCCACAGCCACCGCCGCGCCAGCUAGAAGCGCCCCAGCCCGGCAAGCUGGCUCACCCGCUGGCCACCCAGCACAGCCCGCUGGCCCCUCUCCUGCAGCCCAUCUGGCGGAGCGGCGGCGGCGGCGGCGGCGGCGGCAGGAGAAUGGCAUCAGAACUGGCCAUGAACAACUCCGACCUGCCCACCAGUCCCCUGGCCAUGGAAUAUGUUAAUGACUUCGAUCUGAUGAAGUUCGAGGUGAAAAAGGAACCGGUGGAGACCGACCGCAUCAUCAGCCAGUGCGGCCGUCUCAUCGCCGGGGGCUCGCUGUCCUCCACCCCCAUGAGCACGCCCUGCAGCUCCGUGCCCCCUUCCCCCAGCUUCUCGGCGCCCAGCCCGGGCUCGGGCAGCGAGCAGAAGGCGCACCUGGAAGACUACUACUGGAUGACCGGCUACCCGCAGCAGCUCAACCCCGAGGCGCUGGGCUUCAGCCCCGAGGACGCGGUCGAGGCGCUCAUCAGCAACAGCCACCAGCUCCAGGGCGGCUUCGAUGGCUACGCGCGCGGGGCGCAGCAGCUGGCCGCGGCGGCCGGGGCCGGCGCCGACGACCGCUUCUCCGACGAGCAGCUGGUGACCAUGUCGGUGCGCGAGCUGAACCGGCAGCUGCGCGGGGUCAGCAAGGAGGAGGUGAUCCGACUGAAGCAGAAGAGGCGGACCCUGAAAAACCGCGGCUAUGCCCAGUCCUGCCGCUUCAAGAGGGUGCAGCAGAGACACGUCCUGGAGUCGGAGAAGAACCAGCUCCUGCAGCAGGUCGACCACCUCAAGCAGGAGAUCUCCAGGCUGGUGCGCGAGAGGGACGCGUACAAGGAAAAGUACGAGAAGCUGGUGAGCAGCGGGUUCCGAGAAAACGGCUCGAGCAGCGACAACCCGUCCUCUCCCGAGUUUUUCAUGUACCCAAGGGAAUCUUCUACAUCUGUGAUGUGAGCAAAGCAGUUGCCCGAAGUCAAACAGGUUACAGACUCAUAUACGCAAAUCAAUCAAAAUGCAUGGAAUAUCUAGGCAUGCCUCUCUAGAAAAGUCUUCCAAUAUGCAGUCCAACAACCAACCGCGGCCCGUCUGCCUUUCACCCCACCUUGCUGCUUGACUGAACUUGUUCCACAGCAUCACUGCCUGAGGUGUGACCUACUGUCAUAGAAACAAGUGAAACUGAUGCUGGAUGCCCCCAUGUUCAGGGUGGCUUUUGAACUAGCACUUGAAGCUGUCUCCCAGUUUGACUUGUAUUAAGAGUCAGUACCCAUGAUGUACACCAAAGUACAAAUGAUGCCUUCCUUCCAAACAUGCUCUUGGCUCUUACGCACUGAAACACGGACAGGACAGUGGGGAUGGGCCACGGCCGGCUCACCUGUAUCUUCUGUCCCUUUCAAAUGUUCCUGAUAUUGGCUUAGACACAAUUGGAUAAAACCAGGUCUUACAGAGCUGCCUUGGGGCAGGACAGAUGGGGUGCUUACAUAAGGGAGAAGCUGUUAGAGACUCUUCUGUCCCCUGUAGCAGAUGAAAUUUGUAGAAACAGCACCCCCAGUCUUUACAGCAUGGAUGUGUUUUUCCUGGCCUUCCCUGUGACCAUGAUAUGACUUCAGAAAUCUCUCUAAUAUAAGCAAGGCUGUUGCCAAUUUUAUAAACAGGGGUAAAAUGAAACCACGAAAGAAAAGUAAAAUCUUCUGAAAUCUGUUUUUCUCCCCUCUCUCUCCAUGUAGCCUGUAAGCAUCCACAAAUAAAAUGCAAACGUCAGUUCAGGGAUGCUGGCGUGGACAUGGGGGCCUUUGCACGGCAUGUACACCUGCUUAGUUCAAAUGCAAAGAUGCCACACCUGGCAUCCCUCACAGAAACCACUGGAAUAUUUUAACAGACAUGAUGACCCUGUAUUUCCAUGCAAGGAACACAUGACCCUCAGACUGUAAGUUCUGACUUCUCGGCACCUCUGGAAAGACCAAAUGAUCGAUCUUGCCUCCGUCCCUUAUGAAAAGCUAUGAGGGAGUCUGAACAAGAGGCCUUUAAGAAUAAAUUAUCUACCCAAGAAGACAUGCCGCCUUCCUUGAGCAUUUGCAGUGGGGACCAAUCUAGUAAAAAUUCUCUGCGUGUAUCUCAAGCUGACUGCAUUUUUGUACCAUUUGGCAUCGAGAAAAUUAGGGAGAAUAUUUUUUUCAUAAUCCAGACUUACCCUAAUUGUUUUCUGUUGCUGCUGUUUGUUUAUUUAGAUUGAGCUCCUCUUGGACGAAUAAGUUGAUUUACUCAAUUCAGGACAGCAGGCUAGCUCACCUAACUGUGCCGUCUGAAUGUAUAUUAUUUUCCACCAACCUUGGGAGACUAUUAAAGUGAAAAACUUAAAGAAAUAAACAUUUUGCAUUCAGAUGGGAAGGGGAGGAAUUUUUGCAAAACAUGCAGCCCUCCUGACUUAAAACAAUAAUGAUGCUUCUUGUGAAGAGCUUUCAUCGUAAAUACACGCAAUAUUCAUUCUGUCAUCUACUAAAAGUUUAGACUCAAUGUUGGGGUUCCGGAAAUACUAGCGUUCAAACUCCCUCACCUGACGCUGGCUAAGUCUUUUGUUUCCUCCCUCCAGAAAGGACUGUUUUAUAUCUGUUACAUUUUUUUUCUUCCUUUUCUUGGUAAUGAAAUCAUGAGCAAUAAAUGAGCUAAGCCCAAGAUUGAG